AUGUCACCCCCGUACCAGAUACCAGGUAUCCAUUUCUUGCCUUACCAGAUUGCGAAUGGAGCUUGGAAGGGCCGUGGUGCAUGGAGUCAGACCAAUGUGUACCAGUCGACGUGUCGGAUUCAGUUGGCUACGAUGAUGAUGGAGAUCAAGGGGUGGUGGGUAGUGCAACGCAAAACGAGAAGAAAAACGCAAUUUGUAGAUGCAAUAAUAUACAAAAUCACGGCGCUAGGUUCCGCGCUACGGCGGCCUCGCCAUUCUCCCCGUCCCAUCUCCGGGGAGCUUCUUUCAUUUGCGAUAAACCAAAUCUCCGCCGCUACCGUCGUCUUUCGUCGUCGUCUCUUUCUUCGUGUCCAAUCAGGCACUUUCUUCCCUGAGCCGGCCCGCCAGCCAGCAUCGCGUUGCCAUCUAAAUGAUGUGCGUAUGCAUCGUAACAGCGUAACCAUCGUGAAGGGGGUUUCCGGACCAUAUGCCAACACGCGUGGGUGA
Messenger RNA from Pseudomassariella vexata, 486 nucleotides. RefSeq lists its product as uncharacterized. The transcript is spliced from 2 exons. The record is from RefSeq and is a predicted model, not a curated record. Lineage: Eukaryota; Fungi; Ascomycota; Sordariomycetes; Amphisphaeriales; Pseudomassariaceae. The coding region runs from base 1 to 486 and encodes 161 amino acids.